Messenger RNA from Saccostrea cuccullata (small rock oyster), 948 nucleotides. RefSeq lists its product as uncharacterized. The transcript has 2 exons. The record is from RefSeq and is a predicted model, not a curated record. NCBI's taxonomy places the organism in Eukaryota, Metazoa, Mollusca, Bivalvia, Ostreida, Ostreidae. The coding region runs from base 1 to 822 and encodes 273 amino acids. Gene Ontology annotation, molecular function: nucleic acid binding; zinc ion binding.
AUGAAUCUGUCCGAUUCAGAUAGUGAGCCAUCUCCACGUGGUAGCCCGGGGAAAAGUGUUCCUCACGAGCCAAAAAGACGUCCGUCUAACAACAAUGAGGCUAGCCGCAACCCUUCGCAAACUUUGAAUGAAGACCUUACUAACGCAGAGGCAUUCCAUUUGUUUUCCCGCAAGUUAGACGUAGCUUUAGCAGAGAACAAAAAGCUGCUUUUGAAGGAGUUAGAAGCAAAAAAUUCAACUUGUGUAUCCAGAGAAAGUUCGGUUGAUUUCAAGUUGGAUCAUCACAAAGAAAGGUACAACUUCUUAACAGAUUUACAAAGUGACUUUGAAAGUAUUGAUAAAUUUAUUGACUUUGGUGAUAGUUUGAAUGCUAAAGAGAUAAUCAAAAAAGCUGUUCUUCGUAUUAACGACCAGAAAAAAGUUAUAAGAAUUGCAGAUAAGUACGGCUGGGAUGUGGCUAAAGAGUACAAAGAUGACCCAAUCACGGAGAGUACAGAGGAAAGUCAACGACUCCGGCAAGCAGAAGCCAGGGCUAAAAGGAAAAGGUUUGACAAGAGAAAUUAUAAUAAUCCUUUUCGUACAGAUAGCAGCAAAUUUUUCCAGCAAAGAUUUACUCCUUACACCAGGCAGUUUAGUUCAUACGGGAACUUCGGAGGAUCACAACCAAGCCCAUACAGAAUUCAACCAGACCAAUGCCUGUAUUGCAAUGGGUUCGGGCAUUGGAGUGUCAACUGUCCCCUCAAGAAAAAGAGCCAACCUUUCGCGAUCGGCAAGCCAACUUCAACACAAACCGGACCCUCCACAGAUAACCAAAGAACCUAAACUGUCCUUCAACCAUUCACAUUGGGCAGAAUUGAGAACUCAUGAAGAGGGGGACAUUGCUAAGCUGGCUGGGAAUAUACCGGAUUUAAUUGAGGCUUCAAAAUCAGAGUCCACUUUACGUAAAUA